ACACAUAACAAACAAGAACACACUCAAUAUAACACUUACUAUUGAUGUGAUUAUUGAACUUACUUGCGGACCAUGAUUAUUAUACUGAAUGAUAAAUUAUUUGACUAAAAUGCAAUUAGUAAAGUCAGUGUGCAUUGUGCAAUGACAAAGCCAGUAAUCAAUUCACAUGAUGGAGAAUUUGCAGGCAUGAGCACUAACAAUAUUUUGUAGUAAAUACAAUUCCCAAUAGCCCCAAGGCCAAUUUGUUGUCAGACAUUCCUAUGUUAUAAAAAAAGAAGCAAUUAUCAUUCUGAAAGUGUAUGGAUACCAAUGUCAGAGCUUAAUAUUAACCUAAUAAAAAUAAAGUUAGUCCAAAAUAUGUUUUUUUCUGGAAACAGAUGUACAUUAAUACUGAAUAGGAUUAGGGCCACAUGAAAAACAUUUUUUGGGGAUGUCAGAAUUAUGACUUUAAUCUCAGAAUUAUGACUUUAAAGUCAGAGUUGUCAAAACAACGCAAAUAGAUGUAUAACUCGCCUUUUGUUCUGCCAUUUGGAAUAUGCUUUCCUCCGGGACCCCUCUGGAGCGCAGAAACUCCGUUAACCGCCUUCAUUGUUCCGUAGUGCAUUAUGAGAGUCUCUCACUGAAGUUGGGCCACUACAGGAACCCGUACUUCUGAAUUCUGACUUUAAAUCAGAAUUCUGACUUUAAUCUCAGAAUUCUGACUUUAAUCUCAGAAUUUUGAUUUUAAAGUCAGAAUUCUGAAAUCCCUCCAAAAUUGUUUUCAUGUGACCCUAACCCUCUUCCGUACAUUUAUCCUGACCACUCCCUUUGAUAGAUUCCCCCACAACUCAGUGCGCCUAUGCAUCUGCGUCUAUUCAACCACGUGCGUAUAGGUGAAACAUAUUGACUGCGCAAUAUGAAUCUAUAAGUGGAGAUAUAUUUAUUAUUUGGGGGUUUAUAAUUACAGCUGUGUCGUAUAACAACAUUAUUCCAGUGUAUUGUUUUACGUGAUGUCCAAUUGUCGCAGUGUAAUUUGCUAAAAGUAGUUCGUGGGCUAGCAUCAGUACCAGCAUCGUGAAAUGUUAGCGCGUCACCGCUGUAGCUAGCUAAAAACGCAUUCCUCCCUAAGAGAUAAACUUAUGUUUUUUUCACUUCUCAUACUUCAAAUGUACUAAUAACCUGACUAAGUUAACUAAGUAUUUGUAACAUUAGCAGCUGCCGACAUGCACGGCUCAUUUCCUUCAAACUGUGUUCGACCUAACCUGCCUCUGAGGAAGCCAUCAUCGAGCCCCUUGGCUUCUUUCGCCCCGAGGCCUCGCCCUCUGACCGCCAUUGGAGACGGCCCUACAAAUUCACCAGUCAGCGAUCGAUCUGCAGUGUUAGGAUCUAUAGAGUCUGCACUGAUGUCCAACUGCAACAUCUGUGGUCACAAAGGAGGUUUACGAUGCAAGCGCUGCAAGAAGACGCCCUACUGCUCUGUGACAUGUCAGGCAAAAGACUGGAUGGCACACAGACACACGUGCAAGUCCAUUGAUCCAGAACCUGCAAAAGAGAAAACUGCAGCUUUGCCAGUGACUGGAGACAGAGCUAGUAUGAUUGAGUCUAAGCACUGUGAUGCAUCCAGCCUCCAGAGGGUCUAUAUAAAGGACUUGCAUGUGAGAAAAAUUAUAAAGGGAACAGACAUCCAGGCAACUGUUGUAGAGUUCUUCAGCCCUGGCAGGUUUUUCAUCCUUGCCCAAAGUCCUGAGCUGCUGGAAGCUCUUCAAAGCAUCAGCCAGGAACUUCAGAAAACAUACAGCUGCCCAUCAGUGACAACAUACGUACCGCACGCUGGAGAGGUCUGCGCGGUUAAAUUCUCUUUUGACAUGAAGUGGUACCGAGGCCUUGUCCAGACUUUGGCUGCUGACCAGAAGACGGCUUACAUCCUUUACAUUGACUUUGGCAAUGAAGAGAAUGUCCCUGUGGACAGGAUCAAGCCUCUGGCAGCUAAUAUUCAGCCAUUUUGUCCAUGUGCAAUGGAGUGCCGUAUUGCAGGGGUGGUGCCUUGGAUUGACAAGUGGUCAGCCGAGUGCUGUAUGUCAGUGAAACAGCUCUUGGCUGGUAAGACUUUCACAGUUAAGCUGGUGGAAACCCUGGAAAAAGGUCGCGUUUAUGCUGUGGAUAUCCUGCUUUCCAUGGGAAAGAAGUUCAGCACAUUCCUCCUGGAGCAUAGAUAUGCAGCAGAGGAAACGGUCAACGAAAAACCAACUCCGCAAGAAAUAACCGCCAUGGUGAGUGCAUCCUUGGAGAACUUCAGGUGUCGCUCCGAUGGGAAGGAUGACAACACCUGGGCCCAGUCCCCAGAGCCCCUCACCCAGGCGGUGGGCGACUCCUUCUCUGUUGUGGUCACCCACCUCCAGUCGCCCGAUGAAAUCAUCGUGCAGAAGGUGCAGAACGCUGGAGUCAUUCAGGACUUGCAGCUGAAGCUGAGGGAGCACUGCAGCCAGCCCCUGGCCUCCCAGAACUUUAGGCCAGCCCCCGGCACAGUUUGCGGUGCCCAGUUCUCAGAGGACAAGCAGUGGUACAGGGCCAAAGUUCUGGCCUAUUCAUCAGAGGAGCGCGUCUGUGUGGGCUACCUUGAUUUUGGCAACUCUGAGGAGGUGGAUUUAGGCCACCUGCGGCCUAUCAGCGCUCCACUGCUGGCCCUGCCCAUGCAAGCUGUGCGGUGUGGUCUGGCAGGGGUGCAGCCUGUGGGGGAGGUCUGGUCAGAGGAGUGCCUGCUGGGUCUGCAGCGAAGUAUAUCCAAUCGGAUACUGCGCGUGGAAAUCCAGAUAGCACAAAAGGGCAAAGCUUUGGUGGCCAUGAUUGAUGAGGCCAGUGAUCCUCAGGCCAAUGUCGCCGAGCUGCUGACCGCUGCCGGCUUCGCUGAACCUACUCCUCUUCCUCCAGCCAGCAGCGACCAGCAGCCUGAGCAGACCGCUGCUGCAGAACCACACGUGCCCCCCCCAGCCUGUGAGCCUCUGGUGUGGUCGUGUGCUGAGCUUCCCUGUGACGGCCAGACAGUGGCGCUGCUAGCCAGCAUGCUGGGAAACCCUCUGGAGUUUUACUGUCGCAUCGACAAUCUCACAGGCCAUCAGCGACUGGUAGAGCUGGGCGCUCAAUUGAAAGAGCACUGUGAGACGCAAGCCUCCCCUUUUGAGCCCAAAGUGGGGGAGCCCUGUUGUGCCAUGUUUCCUGGUAAUGGAGAGUGGCGUCGGGUUUUGGUAAAUGAGCUGUCUGACGGAGUGUCUGUACAUUUUGUGGACCACGGUCAUAGCAUGAAAGUGGAAAAGAAACGCGUUCGAUCCAUUAAACCUCAACUCCUGACUCUGCCCUUUCAGGCAAUUCGCUGCUGGCUCACAGGUGUGGAGCCCCUGGGAUCUGAGUGGAGCGGUGAAUCUGUGCUGUGCUUACAGAAUCUGGUGGGCGGCGUGCCGCUCUCUGCACGGGUCUUCUCUCGCACUGAACAAGGCUACGGAGUGGAGCUGGAGAGCAGAGGGAUCAAUGUGGCCGCUGCUCUCAUCUCUGCGCAACUAGCCAAAGUUCCUGGAGGGAUUCCCAAAGAGACGACCUCAGGCUCUGGACCCCAAGAGAAAAUGCAGGAACAUGAACAGAGCCAAAUAAAUGAGCAAGCCUCCAAUCCGACAGGAGCCAAAGAGAUGCCAGCUGAGGGGCCAACUGCAAUGCCGUCAGAGGUCCCACCUUUCCCAGUUGACUGGAAGACCGUGGAGCUGCCUCUAAACAUCAGCUUUCAGCCCUGCUUUGCAGCCAUCAGCAGUCCUUCCCUCUUCUACCUGCUCGACCCCAACCAGGUGGCCCCGCAGAAGCUUCAGGAGGUGAUGAUGCAGCUGGCCGCGUACUGCAGCAACAUCCAGGCCUCCUCAUCCUCCACGGUCCUGAGCAGACCCGCGGCUGGAGCAGUCUGCUGCGCCAAGUUCACUGCUGACAAUAACUGGUACCGUGCGGUGGCCCUGGAGGUCGGUGAGAAUGAGAUGGGGGUCAUCUACGCAGAUUACGGUAACACUGAGAAGGUGCCUUUCUCCCGUAUCCUGCCCAUCCCGACACGCCUGCUGCAGCUGCCCUUUCAGAUCACUCGCUGCACCCUCAGUGGAAAGGAGCGCUUCCCUGCAGAGUUUCCAGAGGAAAUACAGCAGUUGUUUCACAGCCUGCUGUUGAGCGGCGUCCUCGCCACAGUCCAGUCCUUCAACGGCUCUGCUAACGUGCUCUCUCUGAGCCAGCCCCCUGAGACAGGCGGGGGGGAUCUCACCACCAUGCUCCUGGAUGCACUGCAGGCCCAGGCUAAGAGUCACCCAUCUCUCACUCAGAAGGCUGACCAAACUAACAGCAGCACAUCUUCUGCCAACACUACAAUCGCACCUGCCGGCCUCCUGCCCACACCAGAUCCUGUUGCCCCACAGGCCGUGGAAAAUACACCAGCUAAACCCGACCUAACCAUGACCCCAAGGUCGGCCCCCCAAAGUCCUCCGCAGAAGAAAAACGCUUCAGCAGCAUCAGUCAUUGGUGCUUUAAGUGCGUACCUGGGUUCAAAAUACUGCACUGAUUACUUGGCAGAUCCAGUUCAGAACAUCAUACAAAUGGAGCCUCCAUGCAAAACCUCAAAAACCAACGAUUCUCAAGGCUGCUGCUGUCUGAACCUGACGACUAAGGUCGACCACCUGGAACAGUUGGUGCAGCUGCAGCUUUCUCUCAUCAUGCAGUUGGUGGGAAACACAAAAUAGUAUAAACAAAAUUCCACAAGUCUUUGAAUCUUUGAAAUGAAAUAGGGUGAAUGUGGCCACCAGAAGCAGCCAUCCAGCUUUUAAUUUAGCUUUUCAGCUUUAAUUUUAUUUCCAUAUGGAGUGUUCAAUGUUUUUUUAAUCAGUGUUUUUUUAUGUUUUAAUAUUUCCCUAUGUUGCCAUUAAAAAAUGCUUUAUUCACUUAAGUUUGUUAAAAUUGGCAGAAAAACUCUAGAAAAAAAAGAGGUUAAAACUUAAUUACCCAAGCGUGUGUUUGUCUCCUGUGUUCUGUAGUAGGCUGUGCUGUCAUCUGUUCUGUCCUAAUCACCAGUUCAAGUACAUCCAGCCUGAUUGAUUUAUGUUUGACAUGUGUUUGAGUGUUGACAUAAAAGUUAUUUUGACAGUGAACAG
Messenger RNA from Eleginops maclovinus (Patagonian blennie), 5144 nucleotides. It is a transcript of the gene tdrd1, whose product is annotated as tudor domain containing 1. Bases 1203 to 4736 code for a protein of 1177 amino acids. The transcript has 25 exons. The record is from RefSeq and is a predicted model, not a curated record. Lineage: Eukaryota; Metazoa; Chordata; Actinopteri; Perciformes; Eleginopidae.